Molecule: messenger RNA, 1755 nt
Organism: Penicillium angulare
Lineage: Eukaryota; Fungi; Ascomycota; Eurotiomycetes; Eurotiales; Aspergillaceae
Product: Ytp1 family protein
Exons: 3
Coding region: 1-1755 (584 amino acids)
Source: RefSeq, a predicted model, not a curated record
AUGCAGCUAUUAACUCGAGCUGUCCACGGGACACUUUUCCUCGCAGCCCUUGCAAUCGCCCAUGGCGACGAUGAUUCAAUGGAUAUGGACAUGGGAGUGGGAAUGAGCAUGGAAAUGCACGAUACAUUUAGUGCAGCUGCAACUACAACAACUUCCGUCUCAAAAAGUUCUCAAAGCAAUGGCCCUACAAGCUACUUUGCUUAUGGCCAGCAUUCGACCACUAUUAUAGCGCACAUUGCAGCGAUGAUUAUUGCCUGGUGCUUUGUUCUUCCUCCAGCCGUAUUACUUAGUACUGGGCGCUCCCGCCUUGCGCUCCCGCUACAGUUCUUGUUCCUGGUCUUUAAUGCCCUCGGCUUGCUCUUCGGAAUGGUCUACAAUGGACAAACUCCCGAUCUAUACGAAAAUAAUGCCCAUCACAAAAUUGGCUGGACCGUGACAUGCGUAAUCACUGUGCAAUUCGUUAUGGGCUUGCUAUUUGUGUAUAACCACCGUGGCAAUUCCCAGCAGUCGAAAUCAAGAUCUUUUGAUCAUGCUACCUUCCUCCCUGUCGCUACCGAUGAGCAUGAGUACCUGCCCCAUGACAGUAGCCCGGAAAUUGAACAUAGCUCUUCCAUACACAGCCCUUUAUCGCCGGUAUACGAGUCGCAAGCCGAGUAUGACGAUUUGGAAAAGCCCGAGGAACUUUAUUCGAAAGUUUCUAGUUUGCGUGGCUGGUUCUAUAAUAAUAUCGUCGAUCGGUUCAUCCAAAAGUCCAGGCAUGGAAAACUCUCGACCGGUGUCUCGAAUCGCGUUCUACACAUUUUCAACAUUGUAUAUGAUGUGAUUGAUCGGAUCAUUCUUCCCUUCGGCUUUAUUGCUAUUGCCACAGGAGCUGUCACUUAUGGUGGCAUCUUCCACGGGAAAGACGUCUUCAAUGGCCUAGCGCACUUUAUUAAAGGCGGGAUAUUUUUCUGGUAUGGUAUCCUUACUGUUGGCCGGUUUGUCGGAGCCUGGGCAGACUUAGGGUGGGCCUGGAACAAGAAACCCCCAGCAUAUAUCGUCGGCUGGAAAGCAAGGGUGCCCUCAGGCGAAUUUGUGGAAUCGUUCGUGAUAUGGUUGUACGGCAUUACCAAUGUUUUCUUAGAACAUCUGUCUGGAUGGGGAGCAGAGUGGACCCCGGCUGAUAUGGAACAUGUCGCAAUCUCUAUUAUGUUCUUUGGUGGUGGUCUUGUUGGCAUGCUCUUUGAAUCCCGGCGUAUUCGCGACACGCUCAACAACACUUUAUUACGAUGCCCUACUUAUGAAAAUGAUGAUGAGAACUGGAAGCCGCCUAAGUCACAGGGCGUUCCGCUUAACCCGAUGCCGGCUCUUAUUAUUUUUCUUCUGGGUACGAUGAUGGGAUCGCAUCAUCAGGACAGCAUGACUUCGACUAUGGUGCAUAAACAAUGGGGUAAUAUGCUUGUUGGAUUCGCGAUUUCUCGCGGAAUGACAUAUUUUCUUUUGUUUUUGCUCCCGCCAACUUCUUAUCUUCCGGCUCGUCCUCCCACUGAGAUCAUUGCUGGAUUUUGUCUUAUGUCUGGUGGACUCAUCUUCAUGCUAAGUACCCGCCCAGUAAUCGAAGUCAUGGAAGUCUAUGAGCUAGACGCCAUGCUUACAUUCACAGUGGCAAUGGGUUUCACAGCUUUCAUCAUGUCGCUGGUGGUUUUGAACAUCGCAAUCAAGGCGUGGGCGAUGCAGCGCGAACGAGGGCAAAAUAAACGACUAUCCUCAGGAUGA